AUGAUCUCCAAGUCAAGCACCAAAAUUUCCAAAUUAAAGAGAACACUUGAAGAUGGGAAGCUUUGUGAGUGUAGGAUCCAAAUAAGAAAAGUUGCGAGAGUUUACCGCCGAAAACAGUUUACAAUCGGCGGCAACGGCGUUUACAACCAGGGUUUCCGAAGUUUACGGUCUGAGGUUUACGACCCCGGAGCUUGCGAUUCGAUUUUGCAGCCCAGUAGUGUUUCCAGCAUCGCAAACAGCAGUGUCGCAAGAAGCAGCCUCGCACAGCGUUUAAUUAAAAUAAGGGGGGGGGGGGUUCACGAUUUUGACGGUGUCGGGGAUCAAACCCGCGACCUCCAUGUCAACAAAUCCGCGCCUUACCAACUCGGCUACACAUUCCGUUGUGUCUUUCCUUUGAAACCUAAUUCUUAA
Molecule: messenger RNA, 411 nt
Organism: Lactuca saligna
Lineage: Eukaryota; Viridiplantae; Streptophyta; Magnoliopsida; Asterales; Asteraceae
Source: the annotation of a GenBank genome assembly